Messenger RNA from Amphimedon queenslandica, 2044 nucleotides. RefSeq lists its product as uncharacterized. The record is from RefSeq and is a predicted model, not a curated record. The transcript is spliced from 4 exons. Lineage: Eukaryota; Metazoa; Porifera; Demospongiae; Haplosclerida; Niphatidae. Gene Ontology annotation, molecular function: protein dimerization activity. The annotation marks the transcript as partial.
AUGAGAAGCAGUUGUGUCUGUGACAGUGAUCAGAAUGAAGUUGAACCUGUUUCAGAAGCUCAUCAAGAGUCUGAAAUUUAUGAUUAUAGUGACUUCAAUAGCAAUGAAAACUUAACUACGAAUAUAGAUCAACAUGAGGAUGAAAACAUGGUGGUUUCAACAGAAAGAUAUAGUAUUGAGACAGUUGAGACAUCAAGGACAACUCCACCAGCCGAGCCACCAGCUGCACAGCAGUCAGCAGUUUUAACACAGCCUAACAUCAGUCAUACUCCUAGAAGUGAGCCAACUGAUCUUGCAUUAGGACCAAAAGAUCGACCAAAACAACCAAUCAUAACGUUUCCAUCUCGCACUUUUCGUACUAAAAAAGGAGCUUUUAGUCCAGUUGGUAUAAAGCAGCCCUGUGGUUGGAAUAUUCUGUUUCUUCUGAUGCUGCCUUUUGUUACCCUUGCAGAGCGACGAUUAAAUGGAAAACUUAUCUCUCAAACCAUAAGAGGCACACAACUGUGCUUGACAGACUCCAAUCACAGAAAUUUGGUCAAGACAAAUCAGCACUAUAUUAUAUCUAUAUUAGAAGUUCUACUACUAUGUGCUCAGCAGGACUUGCCAUUACGAGGGCACAGAGAGUACAACUCGCAUAACAGAGGAAAUUUCCUUGAAAUUUUGUCAACUAUUGCUAAGCAUGACAAGAUUGUUGAAGCCAAACUGAAAAAUGCUCCACAAAACGCUAUUUACACUUCUCCCGAAAUUCAAAACCAGCUUCUUCAGCUAAUGGGUGAGUCAGUUCGUUCAAUGGUUUGUCGUGCUGUGAAAGAGGCAGUGUUCUUUUCAUUGCUUGUUGAUGAGACCAAAGAUGCCAGCAAAGUUGAGCAAAUAUCUAUUGUGCUUCGGUAUGUUGAUAUCAACACUGCUAGUAUAUAUGAGCGAUUUCUGACAUAUGUUGAAGCUGAAAGUCAAGGUGCAGAGCAAAUCACUCAUUACAUUACUAGCACUCUGAAAAAGUAUGACAUAGAUUUAAGGAACAUGGCAUCACAAGGCUAUGAUGGUGCCUCUGUAAUGAGUGGUACCAACUCAGGUGUUCAGAGGCGUAUGAGAGAUUUUGCUCCAGCAGCAAUAGAUGUCCAUUGCAAUGCACAUUGUUUAAAUCUUUGCCUUGUAGAUAGUGUAAAAUCUGUCUCCUUAGCAGACAUUACUUGUGGAAAAGAUGCCAGUAAAGCCACUGAAGCAAGGGGGAUACUUUUGCAAGUUCAAUCCUUUCAGUUUGUAUUGUGCUUAAUAAUUUUUGAUAGACUUCUGACAUGUAUCAAAGGCUUAUCUGAUGUGCUUCAGUCUGUACAACUUAACUUAGAUAAAGCAGCAGGACUGGUUGUUGGAACAAUAAAAACCAUAGAGAGCUUUCGGUCUGAUGAAGAAUGGAUAAAGCUACUCUCAUAUGCUAAGAGUGUUGCAGAUGUCCAUGACAUUUCUACUCAUAUUCCAACAGCCAACAGCUCUAGACAACGAAGAAGAGCUGUGCCACAACGUUAUAGUGAUGAGGUUGUCUUUGAAACAACUGGGUCACGGGAAUGCCCUUCUGAAGAUGAUGCUGACUCAAUAUUAAAAACCAAUCUUUAUUAUCCAAUUCUUGAUGCAGUUCUUGUGGAAUUCAAUUCUUGCUUUAGUAAAAAAAACCUUGAGCUCAUGAAAUCGCUACAUGCAUGCUGUCCAACAGCAGACGAAUUCCUUGAAAUAACAUUGUUGAAGCCCCUAAUAUUGGCAUAUAAUUUGGACUACCAGCAAUUGAUAACAGAGACUACACUUGCCAAAGCCAGCUUGCAAGGAAAGAAAAUGGAAGAUGUAAGUGAUGCCCUUUUAGAGCUGAUACCUUUAAAGGUUGCAUUUCCUAAUCUUAUCCAGCUACUCCAAAUUGCCCUGACUAUUUCUGUCUCUACAGCCAAGUGUGAGAGAACCUUUUCAACCCUCAAAAGAAUCAAAAGCUACUUGAGGACAACAAUGUCUGAAGAAAGGUUGAAUAACAUGGCAAUUCUUUCGAUUGAGCAUGACCUGG